Messenger RNA from Erythranthe guttata (spotted monkey flower), 474 nucleotides. The record is from RefSeq and is a predicted model, not a curated record. Lineage: Eukaryota; Viridiplantae; Streptophyta; Magnoliopsida; Lamiales; Phrymaceae.
UCCACUCUCCCCCUUCUCUCUCUUGCGACACUUCUCCAUCAAUCCACUUCAAAGCUCAUCACCGUAGUUUUGAUAGUAAUUCGCCGGAGUUACUGCUCGAAUGAUUACGAUCUGCUCAACCCGCCGGCGGAGCUCGAGAAGAGGAAGCACAAACUCAAGCGCCUCGUCCAAUCCCCAAAUUCUUUCUUCAUGGAUGUCAAGUGUCAGGGUUGCUUCAACAUAACUACUGUUUUCAGCCACUCUCAGACGGUGGUUGUUUGCGGCAACUGUCAGACUGUGCUCUGCCAACCCACCGGAGGGCGUGCUAGGCUCACAGAGGGAUGCUCAUUUAGAAGAAAGGGUGAUUAAUUUUAAAUCUACUUUUGAUUGUAUUUACAUUAUUAAGAUAGUGAAAAAAAUGAUAUUCUGAGAGGAUUUUUUGGUUUAAUGUGACUGAGUAAUUGUUGUGUUGUUUUAUCUAGAUUUUUAUGACUG